This is a messenger RNA of Solanum tuberosum (potato), 1209 nucleotides long. RefSeq lists its product as uncharacterized. NCBI's taxonomy places the organism in Eukaryota, Viridiplantae, Streptophyta, Magnoliopsida, Solanales, Solanaceae. The record is from RefSeq and is a predicted model, not a curated record. Bases 1 to 1209 code for a protein of 402 amino acids. The transcript is spliced from 7 exons.
AUGACGAUCGCGAAGAAGCUUGAAAGACAAAAAUUAAAAGCUAUGGAGUCAAAAAGGGAAAACGAAUCGAAUGGUUUCAAGGCGGAGGAAUAUUGGUUAAAUAAAAAAGGAUGUCCAGUUGAAACUGUGCCGAUACGUAAAAUGACAAAGAAACAACUCCAAAGGGAUCUAGAUGCCUCCAUGAGCUUGGGUAAUCAGUACUUUGGAUAUAAUUGGAUUGAUUUUGCAGGAAUUAGGAUACAAGCGACUCCACCAAUAGAAAGAUUUUAUGGUGUCUCAGCAUUUCUUAGUAUAUACAAUCCUCAAGUAGAUGGAAAUGGUCCAUACAGUGCUGCAACCAUUUUUCUUUCGAAUGGGAGAGGGCAAAACGUCGAGGAGAUACAAGUCGGAUGGAUUGUGCAUCCAAGUUUGAAUGGUGACACCCGAACUCAUUUGUAUACCAAGUGGACAGUGGAUGGCUAUCAGAAAACAGGAUGUUACAACACUAAGUGUCCGGGAUUUAUCCAAUUAAGUCGUGUAAUACCUAUAGAUUAUGCUUUUCCAAGGACCUCAGAAAUAGGAAGUUAUUACAAAGAGGAAGUGCUUCUCAGGUUGUAUCAGACGGAAUAUUUUGAUUAUCAUCUUACAAUGCCGGUGAUGAAUGAGGAGCUAGGAAUGUGGCCCUAUGAAGUGUUCGACAAAUUGAGUGCAAAUGCAGGGGACUUAGUGCAAUACGGAGGGAAAGUGUACACACCAGGAGGUCAAUAUAUUACGCCUACUAUGGGAAAUGGUCAAUUUAGGGGAGGGCAUUGGCUGCUCACUAGUUAUAUGCGCAAAGUCUUGUAUGAAAUAGAUGUAGAUGGCCACAAACAACAAGUUUCACCAGAUGAAUCUAAGGUUGAACCUCGUGAAUCAAGGUGUUUCUACCAAGGCAAUCAUUAUAACGCGAACGAUGGCUACUGGGACUAUAACUUCUUAUUUGGGGGUGCAGGUGGUGGAGAUCAAAGUGAAUUUUGUCACUACCAUCGAUUAAAAAUCAACCUGGGAAAUGCAGACAAUAUGAUUGACGAUUUGGCUGAUAUUAUGAGUUGUAAGGUGGAGAAAUUCCCUACCAUUUACUGGUACUCCUGUUCAGUUGUGAUAGUUAGUGAUGAGGGUGCUCCUAUUGAUCUUGAUAUGGCUGCUAAAACAAUGAAUAUACCCAUUGAAAGGAUUUACCCAAAAACUUAA